Drosophila erecta is the source of this 1130-nucleotide messenger RNA. RefSeq names its product pyridoxine-5'-phosphate oxidase (gene sgll). The record is from RefSeq and is a predicted model, not a curated record. Gene Ontology annotation, molecular function: FMN binding; pyridoxamine phosphate oxidase activity. The coding region runs from base 113 to 853 and encodes 246 amino acids. Lineage: Eukaryota; Metazoa; Arthropoda; Insecta; Diptera; Drosophilidae. Gene Ontology annotation, biological process: pyridoxine biosynthetic process; pyridoxal 5'-phosphate biosynthetic process. The transcript is spliced from 3 exons.
CCGCAGUAUGGCCACACAGAGCACAGACGUAUAUUCUAAUAUCUUCAAUUCGCUCGCCGGUUUGUUAUUGUUUAAACAAAAGCUAAGGCUUGACCCUAUCUGCCCUUGAAUAAUGAACCUACUGCAGGCGAUUCGCAGGAUGAGCCAAGGUGCCUCGGAGGUGCCACUUUCGGCCCUGCGCCUGAAGUACUGUGAGCGCAAGGACGCCUUCCUGGAGGAUGACAUCAAGGUGAAGAAUCCCUUUUGCGUAUUUCGGGACUGGCUGGAGCUGGCACUGAAGACGCCGGAGAUCCUGGAGCCCAAUGCCGCCGCUCUGGCCACCGUCGGUGCGGAGGGAAGGCCCUCCAACCGCUAUGUGCUGGUCAAAGAAGCCACCGCCGAGGGCUUCACCUUCUUCACGAACUACGGAAGCCGCAAGGCGGAGGACAUCAAGUCCAAUCCCCAUGUAGCCAUAUCCUUCUACUGGCUGCCCUUGCGGCGAAGCGUCCGCAUCGAGGGCGUGGCUGAGAAGAUCACGGCGGAGGACUCGCUCAAGUACUUCCACCAGCGACCUAGGGCCAGCCAAAUCGGAGCCGCUGCCAGUCCGCAAAGCCAGCGGAUUCCGUCGCGCAGCUACUUGGACGACGUGGAGGCGGCAAUCAAGGAGAAACUGGGUCCCGAUGGCGAGGUGUCGCUGCCCAACUGGGGUGGCUACUUGGUGCGUCCCGACCUUAUUGAGUUCUGGCAGGGCCAGACCGAUCGGCUCCACGAUCGCAUCCGCUUUAGACGAGGUGGGGGAGUGGAAUCCGAGGUCGACGGCAAACUGGUCCACAAGGGAGAGGAUGGCUGGGUGUACGAACGGCUGGCUCCUUAGGUACUGGGAACUGGAGCUCAGCUGCAGAUGCAUUGAAAAUGUCUUCCAAUUACAAGGUUAACUACCACAUACAAAUUAAACGUUAAAUUUCCCUUUUCGGUUUGAAAGCAUACUAGCUAAAGAUAAUAUAUAGUUCGCAGCUUAUAAUAUGACCGUGUUUAACUGCCAUAAAACUUACGUCUUUAAGCACUGGCUAAACUUAUAGUUAAACAAGCAGCAUAAGCAUUUUUAAUCCGUUCCCUGGCAGUUUGUUAUAAAUUGUAAAGCACAUCGAAAA